CCAGUUUCAUGAUCGAAUGGCUCGUAAUGAACCAUCAUCUCAGCAGCCGAGUAGUUCCGGGAGUAAUGGAACUCCAGCACAACAAAACGGGUCGGCAAAACCAUCAAAAGUCACAGUAAAAGUCGUCAACGCGUCGUUCACCAAGGCAGCCGACUGCUAUGUCGAAAUCACGAGUGACACGUCAUCGGCGGCGCCAAAAAAGACGACUGUAAAGAAGAAGACGAUGGCGCCCGAGUGGAAUGAACAUCUCAACGUUCAUGCAAAUGAAUCUUCGACAAUUUCGUUUCGUCUAUUGCAAAAAGCCAAGCUAUUCGAUGACACGUGUCUAGGGAUGGCGAAGCUGAAGCUUUCGAGUCUCACAAGAAAUGAGAAUGGAGAGUUCAAAAACGACAUCAACAAUAUAUCUUUGCUGGCCAAAGACUCCUCGAAAAUCGGAACUCUCAACAUAAUUUUCUCCGGAUAUCCAGAGCGGAAACGAAGAAGCGCAGGAGUACGAGCUGAAACCGCCGCGUCUGCAAGUUCAGAGGCAUCCACGUCAAAUGGCGUUGCCACGUCAUCCUCGGCGCGGAGACCGGCGACAGCGAAGCGUGACACUUUGGCGGCUCCAACGAGUACCGCAGCGGCGGCAGCAGCAGCAACAGCAGGCGGCACCCCGGCCGCCGGAGCAGAAGAACAGCUUCCCGAUGGAUGGGAGAUGCGUUUCGAUCAAUACGGACGCAAGUACUACGUGGAUCACACCACCAAGAGCACCACGUGGGAACGCCCGUCUACUCAGCCAUUGCCACAGGGAUGGGAAAUGCGAAGAGAUCCGAGAGGAAGAGUGUAUUACGUGGAUCACAACACGCGCACGACCACCUGGCAACGACCGACAGCCGAUAUGCUUGAAGCACACGAACAAUGGCAAUCGGGAAGAGAUCAGGCGAUGCUUCAAUGGGAACAACGUUUCCUUCUCCAGCAGAACAACUUUAGCGCCGACGAUCCACUCGGACCAUUGCCCGAAGGAUGGGAGAAGCGUCAGGAUCCGAAUACGUCGAGAAUGUACUUUGUGAAUCAUGUAAAUAGAACGACACAAUGGGAAGAUCCGAGAACACAGGGUUUCAGAGGCUCCGACCAACCUCUUCCGGAUGGUUGGGAAAUGCGAUUCACCGAGCAAGGCGUUCCAUUCUUCAUCGAUCACCAGUCUAAAACCACCACCUAUAAUGAUCCAAGAACCGGAAAACCCGUCGGCCCGCUCGGCGUCGUCGGUGUUCAAAUGGCCAUGGAGAAGAGUUUCCGGUGGAAAAUUGCACAAUUCAGAUAUUUAUGCUUGUCAAACAGUGUGCCUAAUCAUGUCAAAAUCACAGUAUCCCGUAAUAACGUGUUCGAAGACUCAUUCCAAGAAAUUAUGCGUAAAAAUGCAGUCGAUCUACGCCGGCGGCUGUACAUUCAAUUCCGAGGCGAAGAGGGUCUCGACUAUGGAGGUGUCGCCAGAGAAUGGUUCUUCCUGCUGUCGCACGAAGUGUUGAAUCCAAUGUAUUGCCUAUUCAUGUAUGCUGGUAAUAACAAUUAUAGUCUUCAAAUCAAUCCAGCUUCAUUUGUUAACCCGGAUCAUCUUAAGUAUUUCGAGUAUAUUGGACGAUUCAUUGCCAUGGCGCUAUUCCACGGGAAAUUCAUCUACAGCGGUUUCACGAUGCCAUUCUACAAAAAGAUGCUCAACAAGAAGAUUGUUUUAAAGGACAUUGAACAAGUCGAUUCGGAAAUUUAUAAUUCAUUGAUGUGGAUCAAGGAUAACAAUAUCGAUGAAUGCGAUAUGGAGCUCUAUUUUGUUGCCGAUUACGAGCUGCUCGGCGAGCUCAAGACUUAUGAGCUUAAGGAGGGCGGUACAGAGAUUGCUGUUACCGAGGAGAAUAAGCUUGAAUACAUCGAACUGCUCGUUGAGUGGCGCUUCAAUCGCGGUGUCGAACAACAGACAAAAGCCUUCUUCACCGGCUUCAACUCGGUCUUCCCGUUGGAAUGGAUGCAGUAUUUCGAUGAAAGAGAGCUCGAGCUGUUGCUCUGCGGAAUGCAGGACGUUGAUGUGGACGAUUGGCAGAGAAAUACUGUCUACAGACAUUAUGCUCCACAGAGCAAGCAGGUAACCUGGUUCUGGCAAUGGGUUCGAAGUCUGGACCAAGAAAAACGUGCCCGGCUCCUACAAUUCGUCACAGGAACGUGCCGUGUGCCAGUCGGUGGAUUUUCCGAGCUGAUGGGCUCGACGGGACCACAACUAUUCUGUAUCGAGCGUGUCGGCAAGGAGAACUGGCUCCCACGGUCGCAUACGUGCUUCAAUCGACUCGACUUGCCGCCAUACAGAAGCUACGAUCAGCUCGUCGAGAAGUUGAGCAUGGCGAUCGAGAUGACGGAAGGAUUUGGAAACGAGUAGUCUCCCGUUGUUUUUUUUUGGUUUUGCUGGCCGCCUAAUUAUUGUAUAACCCUCAUAUUUCUUCUCACCCACACCCCAUUGAUUUUCCUUUUUUUUCUCUCCAUCAAUUAAUGUUUCUUUUUUUCGAAUUUGUGUGAUAAUUUUCGUGUUGUGAUACCACUUGCUUAGGUUCUCUCUCUCUCUUUCCUUUCCUUCUGGGUAUGUACCUAUAUUUAGAAUAUAGACAAAGCAUCUAGUUUUUUUGGAUUUAAUUUCCAAAUUUCCCGUUUAAUUCCAACAACAAAAAAACAAUUCCACCACUUUUCAAAUAUUUUUUUUGUGUCCAUUGCUUCAUUGCUUUUCUUCUUCUCAACCAUUUCAACCACCACCACCCAAUCUGCGCCUUAUUCUUACUUGGUCCUUGUCAUUCUUAGUUCCAGUUUUUUUCACGGAAGCAGCUCUCGAUUAUUAAUUCAAAUGCAUCCCCCCAACCAAUCCGUCACCCCCCGAUUAGAACAAUUUCUACUUUUUUUUUUGAAAACAAAAAAAAACACAAUUCCUCGAUUUGGUUGUAAUGAAUUUAAUUUUUUAAAU
Caenorhabditis elegans is the source of this 2974-nucleotide messenger RNA. It is a transcript of the gene wwp-1, whose product is annotated as E3 ubiquitin-protein ligase wwp-1. The record is from RefSeq and is marked reviewed. Gene Ontology annotation, biological process: ubiquitin-dependent protein catabolic process; protein ubiquitination. NCBI's taxonomy places the organism in Eukaryota, Metazoa, Nematoda, Chromadorea, Rhabditida, Rhabditidae. Gene Ontology annotation, molecular function: ubiquitin-protein transferase activity; ubiquitin protein ligase activity. Gene Ontology annotation, cellular component: cytoplasm.